Molecule: messenger RNA, 858 nt
Organism: Saxophila tyrrhenica
Lineage: Eukaryota; Fungi; Ascomycota; Dothideomycetes; Mycosphaerellales; Extremaceae
Exons: 2
Coding region: 1-858 (285 amino acids)
Source: RefSeq, a predicted model, not a curated record
AUGGAUUUGGUUCAAACGGUACGCAAGGAAGGCAGCCGUGGCGGUGUCAACUUCUCCUGGGACGAUGUCAAGAACUCGCAGCACCGCGAAAACUAUCUCGGCCACUCAGUGAUGGCACCAGUAGGGCGCUGGCAGAAGAACAAAGACCUAUCUUGGUACGCCCGCGCUGAGGAUGCGGACCUUACGCCCGAGCAGCGGGCGGAGAAGGAGCAGGAGAGAAAGCGGGAAGAGAUGCGGAAGAUUAAGGAGGCUGAGGAAGAUGCGAUGUUGAAGGCGAUGGGGUUGCCGGUGCCGGAUCGGACGAAUGCGAAUCAAGAGCCGUUGGGGAUGGGGAAGGAGAAGCAGAGGGAGAUGAAUCAGGCGCUGAAGGAGGCGUUGGGGGAUGAUGAGGAUGGAGAGGUGGAGAAGGGCGUGGGCUUGGGAGGGAAGGGUGGUGUUGCUGAGGCUCAAGGUCGAAGGACGAUGGCAGGCGGAGACACCGGAGUCGAGACAGGGAGAGGAGACGGCGUGAUCACGACGAUGAUGACAGGGCUACCAAAAGGAGGGAGCGAUCAAGGUCAAGAUCACGGGAUCGGGAUCGGGAGAGACGACACAGGCGCCAUCGUUCCCGCGAACGUUCGGGGUCAAGAUCUGGUUCGCGGCAGGAGGAUCGACGAAGGAGGUCACGGAGUCGCGAUCGGCCACGAUACGAAGAGGACGCGAAGAGACGACGAGACCGAGAGCGCGAUCGAAAAGACCGGUCACGAAGUCGGGAAAGAGAUCACAGACGACGGGAGAGGAGCCGGACCAGAUCGAGGUCUCCUUAUGGACGGCGAAGGCACCGCGAUGAUCGAUGAGCUGGCUUGUUGUCCUGUCUAG